Naumovozyma dairenensis CBS 421 is the source of this 2217-nucleotide messenger RNA. RefSeq names its product translation initiation factor eIF4G. Gene Ontology annotation, molecular function: translation initiation factor activity; protein binding; mRNA binding. The record is from RefSeq and is a predicted model, not a curated record. NCBI's taxonomy places the organism in Eukaryota, Fungi, Ascomycota, Saccharomycetes, Saccharomycetales, Saccharomycetaceae. The transcript has a single exon. Gene Ontology annotation, cellular component: eukaryotic translation initiation factor 4F complex. Bases 1 to 2217 code for a protein of 738 amino acids.
AUGUCUGAACAACCAACCACAACGACAGCAUCGGCCACUAAUGGUCAAAGCAAUCCAGAUGACAUUAGGAAAUCGUUCAUCGAACAAGUUAAAGCUCGUAAAGCUGCUUUAGAAAAAAGAAGACAAGAAGAAGCAGCUGCAGCUGCCGCUGCCGCUGCUCCAACUCCAGCUCCUACUCCAGAAACACCAAAAACUGAAACUGAAGCUCCUGCUUCUACUUCUACUACUACUAGUAAUGUAGAAGAAACCACAGAUGCAUCAGCUCCAAAGAAAGAAUUGACUUUUGCUGAACGUCUAAAGUUGAAGAAACAAGCCGCUAACGCUGCCUCUAACACUACUGCUGAAGGUGAAACUAAACCAGAUCCAGCUGCAGAAGAACCAAAAUCUACCGCCACCGACAAGGAAGAAACUAUCACUGAAGAAUCUAAAGAAACUGAAAAUAAGGGAACCCCAGCUACUGAAGGCGAGAAUCUUGAUGAACAAGCAUCAACAGAACAAAAGGAAACUGAAGAACAAGCAUCAAAAGAAGAAGAAGAAGAGGAGGAGGAAAUUGAUGACGGAAGUAUGACAGUUUCCAAACUUUUAGAAAGAUUAAAGGAAGUUCCACCAAUUGAUGACAUUUACAGUUUUAAAUACCCAGAAGGUAUUGAAGGACCAAAUCCAAUUUAUAAAAAGGAAAACGUUAAAUAUACCUAUGGUCCUACUUUUAUACUGCAAUUUAAAGAUAGAUUUAAAGUUAAAGCUGAUAAGGCAUGGAUUCAAUCUACUGGUUCCAAAGUCGUUAUCCCCGUUGGAAUGAAUAAAUCGAAUAAAUCUUCUAGAGAACCAAGUAAUAGAUUCGGUGGUCGUGGAGGUGCUGGUAAUGAUUUCAGAAGUAACUCAAUGAGAAAUGAAUCCAGAAGUUCAUCAAAGAGAAAAUCUAGAAGAAACGUGGAUGAUAGAAGAUCCAAUAGGGAUAGAUCAUAUACUUCAAGAAGAGAUCGUGAAAGAGGUGCUGAAUUCGGUGGUGCUGCUAAAAAAGACGAAACUCCAAAGGAAGAGGUCGCUCCAUUUGUUCCAAGUGCUAAUAGAUGGGUUCCAAAAUCAAGAGCUAAGAAAUCUGAAAAGAAAAUGGCUCCCGAUGGUGUUACUGAACUGUUAGAUGCUGAAGAUGUUGAAAGAAAGAUGAAAUCAUUAUUGAAUAAGUUGACUUUAGAAAAAUUUGACACAAUUUCUACAGAUAUUAUAAACAUUGCUAACCAAUCUAAAUGGGAAACUCAAGGUGAAACUUUAAAGAUUGUUAUUGAACAGAUUUUCCAUAAGGCAUGUGACGAACCUCAUUGGUCUUCCAUGUAUGCACAAUUAUGUGGUAAAGUUGUCAAAGAGUUGAGUCCGGAAAUUUCUGAUGAAACUAAUGAAGGUAAGACUGGUCCAAAAUUGAUAUUACACUACUUAGUUGCUAGAUGUCAUACCGAAUUCCAAAAGGGGUGGUCCGAUAAAUUACCAACUAACGAAGAUGGUAGUCCGUUAGAACCGGAAAUGAUGUCUGAUGAAUAUUAUCAAGCUGCCGCAGCAAAGAGAAGAGGUCUUGGUUUGGUCCGUUUGAUUGGUUUCUUGUAUUGUUUGAAUCUAUUGACAGGUAAGAUGAUGUUUGAAUGUUUCCGUAGAUUAAUGAAGGAUUUGACUGAUAAUCCAAGUGAAGAAACUUUAGAAUCUGUUGUCGAAUUAUUAACUACCGUUGGUGAACAAUUUGAACGUGAUAGUUUCAGAGCUGGUGAUGCUACAUUAGAAGGUUCCGCAUUAUUAGAUAGUUUGUUCCAACUUCUUGACAACGUCAUUGAAACUGGGAAAAUAUCGAAUAGAAUCAAAUUUAAAUUGAUUGACAUAAAAGAACUAAGAGAGGAUAAAAAUUGGAACAGUGCCAAGAAGAAUGAUGGUCCUAAGACUAUUUCUCAAAUUCAUGAAGAAGAAGAAAGAGCUCGUCAAUUGAAAGCCAGCUCAAGAUCUAACUCCAGACGUACCAAUAACUCCAUGGGUGGAAGUAAUAGAAGUUCUAGAAGAGAUUAUGGUCCUCCAAAGGUUUCUAAGGACAACUUUACCACAACAAGAUCUUUCUCCCAAAGAAAUAACGCUAGAGCUCCACCACAAAAAGAAGAACCUAAACCAGCAGCUCCAGCAGCUACCAACAUGUUCAGUGCUCUAUUGGGUAACGAUGAUGACGAUGAAGAUGACGAAUAA